Messenger RNA from Sitodiplosis mosellana (orange wheat blossom midge), 6009 nucleotides. It is a transcript of the gene sno, whose product is annotated as protein strawberry notch. The transcript has 14 exons. Gene Ontology annotation, molecular function: histone binding; chromatin DNA binding. Lineage: Eukaryota; Metazoa; Arthropoda; Insecta; Diptera; Cecidomyiidae. Bases 972 to 5375 code for a protein of 1467 amino acids. Gene Ontology annotation, cellular component: nucleus. The record is from RefSeq and is a predicted model, not a curated record. Gene Ontology annotation, biological process: regulation of DNA-templated transcription.
AGCCAGUGUCACUUCAAAUGCUGAGCUGAACGGUUCGUUCAAAAAACUAUCCACUUUUCAAGAAACACACUUCGACCGAUAUUUAUUUAAGGCACACAGUGCUACUGCUAUUGAACCGACCGAGACAACAGUAUUUCGUUGAGUGUACCGGUUUACUCUGUCGCACAAUCGCGUAGUGCGUUUGCGUGCUGUGUGAAACAAUGACUAUGUGAAUUGAACAAGGAACAAAAAAAGAAAGAACGAAAAACAGAAGAAACGCUGAAUCUGAAAAGUGGAGAAUAGUUGAAGUGGUAAAAUACGAAAUAGAAAUAGUACAAUUUUUAAUUACACACGAUACAGUCGACCAUAAAUGCGAUAGAGUGCGAAGCAAAUAGACAAAGUGUGAGUGUAUUUCAGUGAGGAGAAAUAUUUGAACGAGUAAAGAGCGAGCUAGAUUUUUUUUCUCACUCACAGUGCAUCUCGCUUUGAUUUCGGUACACACAUUUUUUUUCGCUCUACAUUUGCCCCGUUUUUCAAUAGUAGCGAAGUGCUUGUGUAUUUGACAUUUUUUUUUUUUGCUGGCCGCUUUUUCAUUGUGGUUGUUGUUGUUGCCAAUCAAUUGGUAUUGCGGCAACUGCGAUCGAAUAGACAUUUUUUUGUGCUCGCAUUUGAGAACACGAACAAAAUAAAAAAAGAGAGCAGAAAAACAGACUUUUGUCAGUGGGCAAAAAACCAUGCCGAAGACCGUGAAAGCCGUAAGUUUAUGAAACUGUCGCACAACCAAUGUACACUUUUCUUUGGUUCAUUUCUGAGAAUUUGAUUUUGAGUUUACGCGAGAAAAGAAAAAAAAUAAAUAAAUCGACCGCUUUCUUUUGUUUGCGACAACAUUUUUCGUUUGUGUUUCGGUUUUUUCUUGCCUUCUUCUGUUCAUUUUGACAUUUGGAAUGUGCAACACAUCACACUCCAACACUCUUUGGUUGUAAUAUACAGACAUGUAUGAAAUGGCAAAUACAAAGGAAAUGUUCGAAGACGAUGACUUGGAUGUAUCGUCCGGAUCAGAUUUUGAUGACGAUGAAGACCCCGAUAAAAUUGAAGUUCCUGGUGGUGGUCGAGACUUGGCCACGGCUGCCAGUUUCGGCAAGCAAACAACCCAGAGUAAUCCAUUAAUUAACAGUCAAUCAAAUAGCACAGCAAAAGCAACAACAUUCGAUUUAACAUCGAAUGCGAUUGGCACAGCAAGUAAUCAACCGCAGCCGGUGCUGAAACAUUUAAUACCGGCCGAAUCGAUUUUGAAACCAUUUCUGCCGAAAGUAAAUACAGCAUCGACCCGAGUUCAUCCACCAUCGACAACAACGAACAUCACAGCCGCAUCCAAUGCAGCGAUGGUAUACACAAAUGCAGCUGGCUAUGGAGCAGGCAUCAAAAUGCAAGCACCGCCGCAAGCGUUUGGAAUGCGAAGUGCAAGCGCUGCGAAUUCAUCGAUGCCAAUGAUGAAUGCAGCUGGCUUAGGAGGUUUAGGUUCAGUUUCAUCAUCACCAAGCCUCUAUUCCAUUAACAAUAUGGCCGCUUCGCUUUUAGCACAGAUGGAAAUGGGAGCCGGUGGUUUUGGUGGUCUUGGCGGAGCAAUGGGCGCGUUGAGCGGAGGCUCAAUGAGCAAUCCCAACGUUGUGCAAACAUAUCAAGCAAUGUUACAGAAUAUUCAGAAGCUACUAGCAUACAAUCCAGACUUUUUAACAAAAGGUAUUCCCAACAAUUUACUACAAAUGUGCAUGGAACAAACACAAAAGCCAACGAUGUAUGGGCAACCACAACUGGUCCAACCAGAAGAAGAUGAGGCUGAAGAAGAAGAAAUGGGUGUAGCAGAAACGUACGCUGACUACUGGCCUGCCAAAUUGAAAUUGGGUAAAAAACAUCCCGAUCCAGUUGUUGAAACGGCUUCACUGUCAUCGGUUGAACCGGCCGAUGUGACAUAUAAAGUAGCUAUUCCCAACGAUCCAACCAUCGACAAAGGUCUACUCAGUGCGCUGCAGCUCGAAUCAAUCACAUAUGCAUCGCAAGCACACGAACAACUUCUGCCCGAUGGAAACAGAGCUGGAUUUUUGAUCGGCGACGGUGCUGGUGUUGGUAAAGGCAGAACAAUUGCCGGAAUUAUUUUCGAAAAUUAUUUGCGCGGACGCAAAAAGGCCAUCUGGAUCUCCGUGUCAAAUGACCUAAAAUACGACGCUGAACGUGAUUUACGAGAUAUUGGUGCUAGCAAUAUUGUAGUUUAUCCAUUGAAUAAGUUAAAAUACGCAAAAAUCAAUUCGACUGUGAAUGGGAAUGUGAAGAAGGGUGUGAUUUUCAGCACGUAUUCGGCGUUAAUCAGUGAAUCGACUGGAAAUAAUAACAAAUACAAAUCUCGACUCAAGCAACUAUUGCAAUGGUGUGGAUCAGAUUUCGACGGGUGCAUUGUGUUCGACGAAUGUCAUAAGGCGAAAAAUCUGUGCCCAACUGGAUCCAGUAAGCCAACAAAAACCGGUCUAACAGCACUUGAACUACAAAAUCGUUUGCCAAAAGCGCGUGUUGUCUAUGCAUCAGCUACAGGAGCAUCAGAACCACGAAAUAUGGCGUACAUGGUUCGAUUAGGAUUGUGGGGUCAAGGCACUCCAUUCGCUACGUUCAACGAAUUUAUUACUGCUGUUGAAAAACGUGGUGUUGGCGCCAUGGAAAUCGUUGCUAUGGACAUGAAACUGCGAGGCAUGUACAUCGCCCGGCAGCUCAGUUUCCACGGUGUCACUUUCAAUAUUGAAGAGGUGCCACUAUCCGGCAGCUUCAGAAAGUCUUACGAUGAAUCAGUGGAAUUGUGGGUGGAAGCGAUGCAAAAGUUCACCGAGGCGGCUGAACUGAUCGACGCGGAGAGUCGAAUGAAGAAAACGAUGUGGGGUCAAUUCUGGAGCGCUCAUCAGCGUUUCUUCAAAUACUUAUGUAUCGCUAGUAAGGUUGAGCAUGCGGUGAAGGUGGCCCGAGAGUCGAUCAAAAUGGGCAAGUGUGUUGUGAUUGGUUUGCAGUCGACGGGAGAGGCUAGAACACUCGAACAACUGGAACGUGAAGAUGGUGAAUUAUCCGAUUUUGUGUCGACCGCUAAGGGUGUAUUCCAGUCAUUGGUGGAAAAGCAUUUCCCGGCCCCGGAUCGAAAUCGUAUCAAUCGAUUGCUUGGUUUGGAUGUCACUAAGAAAACGGUUCUUCAAACAAUUUUGGACGAGAAAAAAACGGCAGCAUCGUCAUCUGGUUCAAAGCGUAAGCAGUCCACCGUGCAGCUCAGUGGUCGCAAGCGAAAGAAGCGAAAUAAUUCAGAUGAAGUGAGUGGCGGUGAGUUUUCAGACGAUGCCAACGAUAUGUCUGACGAUUCAGACUUCAAGAAUAACACCGAUUCCGAAAGUGAAGACGAUGACGAAGAGCCCGACGACGAGCAAUAUGACAGCAACCAAAGUGAUGAUUUCAAUCCAUUUGGUGGCGGUGACGACAGUGAUUCGGACACCGAUCCUUGGGUGGCUCGUAGCAAAAAAACGAAACCAGUGAAAAAGACAAAUGCACAGCCGAAGAAGAAGCCACAGUCCACACAAGACAAAAUCCAAGAACUGAUCACGAAAAAACAAACAGUAAAAGCCGCAACUGCAUCGUCAAGCACAAAUAGCGUACAACCAACUCCCAUCGGAAUCGGAACAAAUGGAUUCCAGAUGAACUAUGGUCCGCCGCCAAAAGAUGCGAUCGAAAGAGCGUGCGAAUUGAAAGAGGAAUUGCUCAAAAAGAUUGAAAAAUUGGGCGAUCGAUUGCCGCCGAACACACUCGAUCAGUUGAUCGAUGAGCUGGGCGGGCCGGAGAAUGUGGCCGAGAUGACUGGACGCAAAGGGAGAGUCAUACAGACUGAAGACGGACAAAUUCAAUACGAAUCACGAUCCGAACAAGAUAUUCCAUUGGAAACGUUGAAUCUAACGGAAAAGCAACGGUUUAUGGACGGUGAAAAAGAUGUGGCCAUCAUUUCGGAGGCAGCAUCAAGUGGUAUAUCGUUGCAAAGUGACCGACGGGUACGCAAUCAAAGGCGUAGAGUACACAUUACCUUGGAGCUGCCAUGGUCAGCCGAUCGAGCUAUUCAACAGUUUGGUAGAACACAUCGUUCGAAUCAGGUGAAUGCACCUGAAUACAAAUUCUUAGUAUCAGAUAUUGCGGGUGAACGACGAUUCGCAUCGACAGUGGCUAAGCGAUUAGAAUCACUUGGCGCUUUGACUCACGGCGAUCGUAGAGCUACUGAAACACGUGAUUUAUCACAGUUCAACAUUGAUAAUAAGUAUGGACGCAGCGCACUGGAGUCAAUCAUGAAAAGUAUCAUGGGCUAUGAACAACCGCUGGUCCAACCGCCUAAGGACUACAAAGGUGACUUCUUUAAGGAUAUUGCCGGCGCACUGGUCGGUGUUGGUUUUAUUGUUAAUAGCGAAGCAACGCCCGGCGUUUUAAGUCUAGAUAAGGAUUAUAACAACAUAUCGAAGUUCCUCAAUCGCAUUCUUGGAAUGCCAGUCGAAUUACAAAAUCGCUUGUUCAAAUACUUUACGGACACAUUAAAUGCCACCAUCUCAUCGGCCAAGAAGAGUGGACGAUUCGAUUUGGGCAUUUUAGAUCUUGGUAAAUCCGAGAGUGUGAACCGCAUAAAAUUGAUUCGUUUCCUUCGGAAGCACGCCACGGGAGUGUCUCCAAUUGAACUGCACACAGUGCACGUUGAACGAGGAAUGAUUUGGCAAGAGGCGAUUGAUAUUUGGGCCGAUUUAUCGAGUGAAAAAGAAGGUUUCUAUCUGUCGCAUCAGAAUCGAAAUGGCAAACAAACGCCCGUACUGGCUGUAAUGAUCGAUAACGAGCGUUCGGGUGGUUCAUCGAGCUCAAGUAAAAAGAAGAGUGACAAAUCGCCCAGCAAGAAGGAUGUAAUGUUCAAAAUCUAUCGUCCGAAUACGGGUUUGCAAUUCCGUCACGAGUCAUUGGCCGAAAUCGAGAAAAAAUACAAGAAGGUGCAAAGUGAUGAGGCCGAACCACACUGGAAUCAACUGUACGAUUCAUCGGUGCAGACGUGUUCGCAUGCAUAUUGGCGGGGCAAUUGUCGUAACGUGUCGUCUGGAGUCGAGUGUGAAGUUGGAUUACGUCGUCGAACGUACACCGUGCUGUCCGGAUCAGUAUUGGCGGUUUGGCAGCGGGUUGAAACCCAAUUGGCCGCACGUGUGUCCAGUAACAAUCGCAUGCAAGUGAUUCGCUUGAAAACGUCCGAUGGCAAUAAAAUCGUUGGAAUUCUGGUGCCGAAAAUUUGCGUCGAAAGCCUAAUCGCUGACCUCAAACGUGAUGCCGAAAAAGUUGAAGAGAAAACAUUCACCUAUUAAUUCCUGAAUUAUGAUUUGAUUUUUAUUUUUUUUGGAUUAAGAGAAAAGAGAAAGAAGACGAAUUUUGCAAACAAAUUCGAUUGUUUACGCUUACAAAAAAAAAACAAAAGACAUAGAAACAUGGUUUUGAGAACUGAUAUUUCCGAACAAUUGGAAUGGUUUUUUUUCUUUGGUUACGACACAUGAAAAGCACAGUUUUUUUUUCUUGAAUUUAAUGACAACGCAUAAAAAACCAAAAUAUCCAAUUAGACGCUCAUUUUUUUUUUUAAAAUUGAUAAAGAAGAGAGACAUAAACCCAGUUUCUAUGUGUUUAUCAUUAAAUAAGUGAAGAAAAGAGAAGAAAAAAAUUAAGUAAACUAAUUUAAUGCUGUGUUCAAUUAGAAAGAAAAAUACAUGAACAUAUGAAUUCAUAUGAAUCGACGUAAAAAAUAUUUCAAAAGAUGAUCGAACAUGUGGUCCUUUUGCAAAUUGCUAGUCAAAACGUAGAUUUUGAUAUAAACUGUUUCUUCUUUUUUCGGAAUUACUCUUUCGGUCAUGAAACCAUUAUCCCAUCGCAACAUUUCAAGGUGUCAAUUCCCAUUCUACCGACUUCAAAAUUUCUAACAUUAAAAAACUGAUUAAUUGAUUUUUCAAA